Schistocerca nitens (vagrant locust) is the source of this 864-nucleotide messenger RNA. Its product is annotated as transcription factor SOX-8-like. NCBI's taxonomy places the organism in Eukaryota, Metazoa, Arthropoda, Insecta, Orthoptera, Acrididae. The transcript has 5 exons. Gene Ontology annotation, molecular function: DNA-binding transcription factor activity, RNA polymerase II-specific; RNA polymerase II cis-regulatory region sequence-specific DNA binding. Bases 16 to 864 code for a protein of 282 amino acids. Gene Ontology annotation, biological process: regulation of transcription by RNA polymerase II. The record is from RefSeq and is a predicted model, not a curated record. Gene Ontology annotation, cellular component: nucleus.
CACAUCAAGCGGCCGAUGAACGCGUUCAUGGUGUGGGCGCAGGCCGCGAGGCGCAAGCUCGCCGACCAGUACCCGCAGCUGCACAACGCCGAGCUCAGCAAGACGCUGGGGAAGCUCUGGAGGAUUCUGAGUGAGGAGGAGAAACAGCCGUUCAUCGAGGAGGCAGAGAGGCUCCGAAACGCCCACAAGAAGGACCACCCCGAGUACAAGUACCAGCCGCGCCGCCGCAAGCCGCCCAAGACGUCGGCCGCGAUGGGGGUGGGCGUGGGCGUGGCGGCCGUGUCCCCAGGCAGCGACGCCGAUCUGCCCUCCACCUCCGGCGUCAGCUCCACCUCUCCGGACAUCGGACGCUGCCACAGCCGUAUGAAGGCGGAACCAGACUGCAGCUUCGCCAAGCUGUUCGAGCGGGACCUGGAUGGGCCUCGCCCAGUGGAGGACCUGCCGCUGGCGCACAAGCCUGCCUACUCCUGUGCGCACGCGCAGUACUCGUUGGAGGCCAGUGAGCAUCACCACCUGCACCACCACCCGCACCAAGGCUUUCGGCCUGCCGCCGGAGCGACGGGCUUCAUGUACGGGUCGCCGCUGGAGGCGACGGCAGUGGGCGGCCGCGGCGGGCCGUUGCCGCCGGGGGCAGCGCACGGGGGCGGCGGCAACGCGGGCGGGGGCGGAGCCGGGCCCGCGGGGCCCGCCGCGUACGGUGCGGCGACGGACUUCCUGCACCCUCAUCUGGCUGCGGGCGCGCCUCCACCCCCCGUCUCUGCGCCGGCGCCGCCUCCCGCCUUCCCCACCGCGUCCCACGCGCACCACCAGUCCUUCUACGCGUACGGUCCUCCUCAGGGGCCAUAUUACAUGGCACCUAGAUAA